CUAGAGGUCAAAGUACUUUAGAGUAUUCCUAGUCGCUUUGAAAAUUGAAACGAGAAACGAUGGGGAAGAUCACUGUGUUUUCACUGGACACUUGUCCGUUUUGUAAGAAGGCAAAAGAGCUAUUGGCAAGCAAGGGAGUGAGUUUUGAUGUCAUCUCUCUAACUCAGCAGCCUGAAUGGAGGCCUUUGAUGUAUUUGCUUACCAAAGGUCGCACAAGCGUGCCUGAGGUGUUCUUCAACUCUGAGCUGAUUGGUGGGUUGGAUGAUCUGGCAGCCCUCGAGGACUCGGGGAGACUGGACGGGUUGAUCAAGGCGUGUCUGGAGGGACCUCCUGUCUCGCCAGACUUCCCUCCGCAGCUUAGGAAACCAGCCACCGAGGAAUUCUUACAGAUAAUUCCUGCUGAGUUGAGAGAGAAGUGGCAAUCGGACCUGGAGGGCUUGGACAAGAGGCUGGGGGGCACCAGCGACCAUCCCAUCUCCAGUCUAUUGGUUAUGCUGGAGACUCCCAAAGAGAUGGUGGUCGUGUGCAGCGCUGGUCCUGGUAGAGAGAUCUACAAGGUGGGUGCCGGAGGGGAGAAAGGUCGCGAGGGAGGAGAGGAGAAGCUGUACUGUCAGGUUGCCAUAGAGGAAAAAGUUACACUGUUUCUGGAUGGCCCUGACAAGUUUCCGACUGGUCUAAAAGACAAUGACGACUAUAAGAACUUUGGGUAUGGCUACUACCUGGGAGCACCAUGGAUUGUCGGCCAGGUCAAAGGUACUGUGGUUGCUAUGGAGACACGGCCCGGCAUUCUAAAAGAGAGUCAGAUAUCCCUUAUCGAGGAACUUCGAGACAAAAUUCAGAGCGAUUUUAGCAAUUAACUACAUAAUGACAAGACAGUGAAUUUUAGUAGAGUAUUAUAGUUUAUUGCAUCAUUUUUUUGCGAAUACAAA
This is a messenger RNA of Halichondria panicea, 929 nucleotides long. RefSeq lists its product as uncharacterized. Lineage: Eukaryota; Metazoa; Porifera; Demospongiae; Suberitida; Halichondriidae. The transcript has 6 exons. The record is from RefSeq and is a predicted model, not a curated record. Gene Ontology annotation, molecular function: glutathione disulfide oxidoreductase activity. Gene Ontology annotation, cellular component: cytoplasm. Bases 60 to 857 code for a protein of 265 amino acids. Gene Ontology annotation, biological process: cellular response to oxidative stress.